Messenger RNA from Colius striatus (speckled mousebird), 2264 nucleotides. RefSeq names its product aladin WD repeat nucleoporin (gene AAAS). The record is from RefSeq and is a predicted model, not a curated record. Gene Ontology annotation, cellular component: nuclear pore. Gene Ontology annotation, molecular function: protein binding. Gene Ontology annotation, biological process: nucleocytoplasmic transport. Lineage: Eukaryota; Metazoa; Chordata; Aves; Coliiformes; Coliidae.
AGCCCCAGCAUGUGCUCCUUGGCUCUCUUCCCCCCUCCCCCCCCUCCCGGGGACGUCACCCUCUACGAGUUCAACAACACCCUGCUCUGCGGCCGCCUCCAUGAGCAGCUGCCCCUCGCCCUCCAGAGCCAGUUGGCAGAUCUGCCCAGCCUCAGCUUGCCCAAAGAGCCCCUGAAGGCUCCGGGGCGCCAGGAGCUGAGCAGCCGCCCUCCCUUCAUCCACCACCGGGAGAGCCUGUGGAAGCGCUGCCUCAGCGCAUGGAGGGACGUGGGGCUGUGUGCUGUGCUGAGGGAGAUCGCUGGUGCCGAGGAGGAGGGGCUGCAAUGGCUGAAGACAGUCUCCAGCUACGGGCUGGCCCUGUGCCACUGGCUCUCCUCCCUGCACGGCUCCCUCUUCCCACACCUCUCUCUCACCAGUGAGGACAUGAUUGCAGCCUUCUCCCAGGCAGUGGACUGGGCUGGCUGUGCUGUGAGAGCCUUUGCCUGGCACCCCCACACCAACAAGUUUGCUGUGGCUCUCCUGGACGACUCCAUCCGUGUUUAUAACUCCAGCAGUGCCACUGUCCCCUCCCUGAAGCAUCGUCUGCAGAGGAAUGUGGCUGCUCUUGCCUGGAAACCCCUUUGUGCCUCAGUCCUGGCCGUGGCCUGUCAGACCUGUGUCCUGCUCUGGCACCUUGACCCCACUUCCCUCUCUACCAGGCCUUCAUCUGGUUGUGCCCAGGUUCUGACCUACCCUGGGCACAGCCCUGUCACCAGCCUGGCCUGGGCACCCACUGGUGCCCUCCUGCUCUCAGCAUCACCAGUGGACACAGCCAUGCUGGUGUGGGAUGUCUCCACAGAGUCCUGUGUGCCCCUGCAGGGCUUUGGGGGCGGGGGGGUCACCUCCCUGGCCUUCCCUGAUGGCAGCAAGGUCCUGGCAGCCACCCCCUCUCCUGUCCUCAGGGUGUGGGAAGCUCAGAGCUGGACCUGCGAGCGCUGGCCCACGCUCAGAGGCCGCUGCCAGACGGGCUGUUGGAGCCCCGACGGCUCCCGGCUGCUCUUCGCUGUGCUGGGGCAGCCGCUGCUCUACUCCCUGUCCUUCUCUGAGUACCGAGGGGAGACUCAGGGGCGUGUGGGGGGCUCUGAGACCGCUGCCAUCGUGGCUGAUCUGUCUGAGACCGUCUUUGAGACACCCCACGGGGAGGAGAGGCUCGGGGGGGCUGCUCACUCCAUGGCCUGGGACCCCACGGGGCAGCGGCUGGCUGUGAUCCUGGGAGCCCGUCGGGACGCUGCCGACGCUCAGCCCGUGGUCGCCGUGUUCCGCACGAGGAACAGCCCCGUGUUCGAGCUGCUGCCGUGCGGGUUCCUGCGGGGGGACCGUGGGGCUCACCCCCAGCUCAUCUCCUUCCACCCCCAGUUCCGCCCUGGCGCCCUCCUCACCGUGUGCUGGUCCACAGGGAAGAUCAGCCACAUCCCCUUCUUCUUCCUCAGUGCCCACGGCCCCGGGAGCAGCCCCAGCCCCGGCCCUGGCGCCGCCAGCGUGCGCGAGCAGCCGCUCUUCUCCGAGCUCUGACCUUCAGCCUCCUCCUCCUCCUCCUCCCUCUGCAGCCUUCAGCCUCCUCCUCCUCCUCCCAAAGCCUUCAGCCUGUUUCUCCUCCCUCUACAGCCUUCAGCCUCCUUGUCCUCUCUGCAGUCUUCAUUUCUUCUUCCUCCUCCUCCCUCUGCAGCCUUCAGCCUCUUCUUCCUCUUCCUCCCAAAGCCUUCAGCCUUCUCAUCCUCUCUGCAGCCUUGUUCUUUCUCCUCCUCCCUCUGCAGCCUUCAGCCUCUUCCUCCUCCUCCUAAAGCCUUCAGCCUCCUCAUCAUCUCUGCAGCCUUCAUUUCUUCUUCUUCCUCCUCCCUCUGCAGCCUCCCCCUCCUCCCAAAGCCUUCAGCCUCCUCUCUCUGCAGCCUUCAUUUCUUCUUCCUCCUCCUCCCUCUGUGGCCUUCAUCCUCUUUCUCCUCCCAAAGCCUUCAGCCUCCUUUUCUUCCUCCUCCUCCUCCCUCUGCAGCCUCCAACCUCUUCUUCCUCCUUCCAAAGCCCUCAGCCUCCUCCUCCCAAUCCCAAUGUCUCCACCCUCCUCCUCUGCUGCCUCCCCAACCCCACCCUCACCCCAAUGACACCCCAACACCUCCCUGGACCCCCAAACCGCUCCCCUCACCCCUCCCCCCUCAUCCCCUGGACCCCCCCCGGGGCUGGGGCAGCAACAGACACACCCCAAGUUAAUAAAACACCUCCAAGGACACAAA